AGGGAGGGGGAGGGCGUCGGGGGGGUGGGGGGAGGCGUUCCGGUCUCGGGGAGACCCGCGGCGGGAGGCGGAGGCUGCGAGGGACUCCGGGAAGCCAUGGACGUCGAGAGGCUGCAGGAGGCGCUGAAAGAUUUUGAGAAGAGGGGGAAAAAGGAAGUUUGUCCUGUCCUGGAUCAGUUUCUUUGUCAUGUAGCCAAGACUGGAGAAACAAUGAUUCAGUGGUCCCAAUUUAAAGGCUAUUUUAUUUUCAAACUGGAGAAAGUGAUGGAUGAUUUCAGAACUUCAGCUCCUGAACCAAGAGGCCCUCCCAACCCUAAUGUCGAAUAUAUUCCCUUUGAUGAAAUGAAGGAAAGAAUACUGAAAAUUGUCACUGGAUUUAAUGGUAUCCCAUUUACUAUUCAGCGACUCUGUGAACUGCUAACAGAUCCAAGGAGAAACUAUACAGGAACAGACAAAUUUCUCAGAGGAGUAGAAAAGAAUGUGAUGGUUGUUAGCUGUGUUUAUCCUUCUUCAGAGAAAAACAAUUCCAAUAGUUUAAAUCGAAUGAAUGGUGUCAUGUUUCCUGGAAAUUCACCAAGUUAUACUGAGAGGUCUAAUAUAAAUGGGCCUGGAACACCCAGGCCACUUAAUCGACCGAAGGUUCCUUUGUCAGCCCCCAUGACGACAAAUGGUUUGCCUGAGAACACAGACAGCAAAGAGUCAAACCUACAGCAAAAUGAGGACAAAAAUCACAGUGACUCUCCGACGUCUGAAUCAGAAGGUUCCUCGGUGAGCCCUAUAAAAAAUAAACACCCAGAUGAAGAUGCUGUGGAAGCUGAGGGGCGUGAGGUGAAAAGACUCAGAUUUGACAAGGAAGGUGAAGGAAGAGAGACAGCCAGUCAGACAGCUUCCGGUGAAGUUUCUUCAGUUAGGGUGGAAGAGACAGAAACAUCACCUUCAUCUCAGGAUAAAGACAAAGAAAGUAGCCGUGCCAGACAGCACUGUACGGAAGAGGAUGAAGACGAGGAUGAAGAGGAGGAAGAAGAGUCUUUUAUGACAUCAAGAGAAAUGGUCCCAGAAAGAAAAAAUCAAGAAAAAGAAUCUGAUGAUGCCUUAACUGUGAAUGAAGAGACUUCUGAGGAAAAUAAUCAAAUGGAGGAAUCUGAUCUGUCUCAAGCUGAGAAAGAUUUACAUUCUGAAGGUAGUGGAAAUACAGGCCCUGUAAGUAGUGGUUCUGACUGCCAUGAAACAGGACCGUUAGUAGGGUCCAGUUCCAGUAAAACUGGAGAGGUUCUCUCAGAGUCGUUCAUGGAAAAUGAGGAAGCCACAGAAGUCACAGAUGAACCCAUGGAACAAGACUAACUAUUUAGAAACGUUUAGAUGCAGUAUUUUACAUACAGUUCUGGUUUUACACUGUAUAAGAAAAACUUUUAUGUAAUAAAGUGGACCUUUAGUUUUACAGGAGAAGCAGGUUGUAAAAUUAAGUACUUUAUGGUAUAAAUCCUGAAAGAGUUGUACAUGUAAGAACUGUGAAUAUCAGCUCCUCUGGGUCCUGCUUACCGCUGACUUUUUUUGGUCUGGUCAAAUCAGUGGUUUGUGUAUAGAUUUUUCUUUUUUUAAUUUAGAAUUAAAGUUUUUAAACUGGAAGGUAAUAAUUAUAAUUUUGAAAACCUUUUGGAAAUUAUCACAUUUAGUUUAUACAUAUGCAAGAAGGCUUUUUGUCUUGUCUCUUUCUGACAGCUCUAGCAGUUUUCAUGUUUUGGUCACAGUUUCAACAUUUUAACGUGUGAAUUAAUAGGGUUUCAUGUUGGUUUCCAGAUUUUAUUGUUUGACUUUGUACAAUGGAACUUUAAGUCAUAUAUACGUACAUACAUACAUAUAUAUACACACACACACACACACAUAUAUACAUAUAUAUAUAUUAUUCUAAGGGGGGAAAUGUUAUAUUUUUCUGUUUCUAUAAAGAGAUGAAUACAGUGGAUACUUUUUUAUUGGUAAUGAUUGAGUUCACCUCUUUCAGAAGACAGUUUUCUUUCUCUUCUGAGUAAUUCAGAUAAAAUCUGGCCCUUGUGAAACCCUGGAAAUCUUAAGUCUGUUGAAAAUACCAGGUUAAACACAUUCCAAGAGAUCUGUUCAAACUAAAAUUCUUUUGUAUACUUCUGAGGUGCCUGAGAAAAAGACUUCAUUAUUUAUGAGAAAAUGUGCUUUAUCUUGGAAAUUGUGUUCAAACAUUAGCUUACUGUUUUGUAGGAUGAAUGCUUACGAAGCUGACAUAAGACCAUCUCAGAAGAACCGGACAGGUUCCUUGACCUUUUGCUUGCUUUUCUUAACAUUGUGAAUAUUACGCAUUUCUUUCUAAAUUAUUCUAGAGUAUGCAAAUGCCAAUGGUAUGAGACACCACUGUACUGGAAGAAUUAAUAUAUUACUUUAGUAAUGUACCUGGGCUAAAUGACUAAAGCUUUAGGGGUACAUAGAAACCAACACAAUUUGUAUGACAUUUUGAAGUGAAUUAAAUAUUUUUGAACAUGCUUCUUGGACAGCCAGUGUUAUAUUUUUCAAAUGAACACAAAGCACAAUGAUUACUCUAAACUCAAUAUUUUCAAAUUCACAUAUUUAAAGUCAUGCAAGCUGCAACUUCCCUGUCAAAAAUUACUGGCUGCCAAAUUUAUACCUGUUUCUUCAGCUGUACCUUUUGAUAUUUAGAAUUUUUAAAUUUCUGUAAAGUAGAUUUUGUAGACUGUAAUGUGUUCACUGCCUUUGUGAAGCGGUAUAUAAUUGUAUAAUUUCUGUGUGUAAACUGAAUGCUUGGGCUUUCAAUACAGUAUUCAUAUAAAGCAAUAAAUAUUAAUGUUAUGAAAUAUUUGAGUACAUUUUUAUCAAAAUAUAGAAGAUUCUUUUGUUUUUGUUUUUUAGUUUCAGAUACCUGAAGUACACAGAUGAACUUAUAAAACUGAUGCAAACAGUUUCUGACACUGUAUCAUAUGCUGGGGUGAUUGAGGGGCAAACACAAGUGUUGCAUUUUGACUACUUCAAUUCCUGUGACUAAGAAAUACCAAACUGAUGGGGCUCCGCUUGUGUUUAUAGGGUAAUGUACUACUGACUGACUUGACUGUCAGGUUCACAGCAGCUAGAUGAAACCUUUCUGAAUACGUCUAGUAGUGGAAAUGGAAACUGCAUAUUGAUUUACUGUACCCAAGAGAGAUGAAAAAUCAAACAUUGUAAUUUUUUUUAAUUUUUGCAAAAAUGUUAAGAUGAAGCAAAUUUUAAAUGUGACUUUCAUUUUUAGUGACCUGUCACUUUAUUUUGUUGAGGGAUAUUUUGCCAAUGAGAACAGAUUUUAAACAUUUUAAGUUUAGAAAUUUUGAAAUUUUCUUUAGACUAUUUAUGAAAUUAUUGUCAAUAAACCUAUUCUUUAUGAUUCUGAGACCUUUUGAUAUUUUUUAUUUUAAUUGUAGUGCCAUGGACCAUUUGUGAACAAACCAAUAUUGACUUUUGUUGGUUUUAAGUUGAAGAUUUAGCAUCAUGAGUUUGAGGUCUGUGGUUUUAUUUGUAAACUUGCAAUUACGAUUUUUGCAAGGGCAAAUGUAUUUCUUUAUUAAAUAAAGUAAAAUAAUGGUGAAAUGUACCAAAAUACCAUCACUUAACUCUAUGAGAGAUCUGCAUUUUAAUCUAUAGUUUACUAUUUAUUAGAUAUUCAUAUGUUGAUCAUAGAUCAAACUUAUUGUUGUUUAUACAGAUAGUUGUUGAAUGCUCAUGGAAUAUCUUUUUUAGGAUAGGUGGGAUAUCUCUGUAGUUAAACUGGGAAACCUUGUUCAACUGGUUUAAGGUAUUGAUGGCCAUUUGGAAGUAAAUUUCCUCAAGUAUGCAUAGGUGCACUUACACAGACUUUGCUUAAGGAAAAUGUCAGUUCUAGUAGUAACUGACUCUUGUGAAUCUUUGAAAGGCUAAUUUUAGGCACAUGUUCUUAAUAUGGAAACCCUGGUGGCGUAGUGGUUAAGUGCUGUGGCUGCUGACCAAGCGGUUAGCCGUUUGAAUCCGCCAGGUGCUCCUUGGAAACUCUCUUGGGCAGUUCUACUCUGUCCUGUGGGGUCGCUAUGAGUCAGAAUCGACUCGACAGCAGUGGAUAUUUGGUUUGGUCCUUAAUGUACAUCAAGCAAAGUCAUUAAAAGAUCUAAAUGAAGAAUAAGGACCUCAGUGAUUAAAAUAUUAUUUUUUGGCCUUGAACAGAUUGUUUACCUGUUAGACUCUAGACUCUGAACCCAAAAUGUAAAAAUAAUUUCAAGUUGUUGAUGAGGAAAGCAAGAGUAUAUAUUUAAUGUGUUUUUAGCACUUUUUCUUUAAAAAAAGUAAAAGCAAAUUGUCCUAGUAUGCUUUUGAAAAUAGAUCUUUUCAAUUCUGAAAACGUAGCAGCACUGAAAAAGUAGUGGAAAUGUCAUUUUCAAUGUUGAUUAUUAGAUAAGUUUAAUUCGAUUUGGGGUUAUCUUAACUAUACCUUUCAAAAGUGUGGGCCGAACAGUAGAGUUACCAGUCAGGGAACCAUGACCUUUUUGUUUUGAAAAGGGGUCCCGGAAAUCCUGGGUCAGAAAGCAUGGCCUGUUAACACACUGAGGUUCAGAGUGCUUUGUUUUGCUGGUGUAGAUAGGCAUGUGUUUAUGCAUUUUUGCAUUUGUAAAAUCAGACAGCAAUUUUUCAAAUAAUGUAAAUGUAAUAUACUAGUUUACUUAUAAAGGUACUUGGGCAGAAUCUAAUGCUGCUAAAAUGUUUGAUUAUGAAAAAUGUAACUCGUGGUAAGGAUGAAUUUUGCAACUUGUAUAGAACCAAAGGAAAUAAAAAUUUGGGGUAGUGUUUCAAA
Molecule: messenger RNA, 4831 nt
Organism: Loxodonta africana (African savanna elephant)
Lineage: Eukaryota; Metazoa; Chordata; Mammalia; Proboscidea; Elephantidae
Gene: PPP4R2
Product: protein phosphatase 4 regulatory subunit 2
Exons: 9
Coding region: 97-1341 (414 amino acids)
Cellular component (GO): protein phosphatase 4 complex; cytoplasm; nucleus
Molecular function (GO): protein phosphatase regulator activity
Source: RefSeq, a predicted model, not a curated record